Venustampulla echinocandica is the source of this 705-nucleotide messenger RNA. RefSeq lists its product as uncharacterized. The record is from RefSeq and is a predicted model, not a curated record. The transcript is spliced from 3 exons. Gene Ontology annotation, biological process: proteasome-mediated ubiquitin-dependent protein catabolic process; protein polyubiquitination. Gene Ontology annotation, molecular function: ubiquitin conjugating enzyme activity. The coding region runs from base 1 to 705 and encodes 234 amino acids. NCBI's taxonomy places the organism in Eukaryota, Fungi, Ascomycota, Leotiomycetes, Helotiales, Pleuroascaceae.
AUGUCUGCCGCCGCGAAGCAACGCUUGAUGAGCGAGUACAAAGCCCUCGAGAAGGAGAAGUGGAUCAAUAUUGAGCUCAGCGAUGGCUCUCUUUUCAGAUGGACCAUUGGUCUUAUGGUCAUUAAUCCCGAAAGCGCCUUCAAUGGUGGCUAUUUCAAGGCCGAAAUGACGUUCACCGAUAAAUACCCGUUCCUACCCCCAACUUUCAAGUUCCUUCGUCCGAUCUACCACCCAAACAUUUACCCUGAUGGGAGAGUCUGCAUCUCGAUCCUACACGCACCCGGCGACGAUGCACAGUCCGGCGAGCUAGCUAGUGAACGCUGGUCUCCUCUGCAGGGUGCUGAGUCGGUCUUGCGUUCUGUCCUCCUCCUCCUUGAUGAUCCAGAGAUUGCUUCUCCGGCCAAUGUAGAUGCAGGAGUGAUGUACCGAGACAACAGAGCACAGUACAAUCAGAAAGCUAGCGAGACGGUUGCGGCGUCCAAGAAGGAUAUCCCCGAUGGAUUUGUCAUGCCUACGACGCUCGAGUCUGCGCCCCCAGAGAAGAUCCCCGACGAUGACAACUUCUGGAAUGAGAGUGAUGCCGAGGAUGACUUUGGUGCCAGUGAUAGCUCUGGGGAGGACUUUGGGAUGGACGAGGAUGAAGAAGAUGGAGAGGAGCAAGAGAGCGAGCAAGAGGAAGGCCAGGGCGAGGGAAAGGAGGAAUAG